Messenger RNA from Williopsis jadinii, 1101 nucleotides. RefSeq names its product GTP-binding protein RBG1 (gene RBG1). The record is from RefSeq and is a predicted model, not a curated record. Gene Ontology annotation, cellular component: cytoplasm. Bases 1 to 1101 code for a protein of 366 amino acids. The transcript has 3 exons. Gene Ontology annotation, biological process: cytoplasmic translation. Lineage: Eukaryota; Fungi; Ascomycota; Saccharomycetes; Phaffomycetales; Wickerhamomycetaceae. Gene Ontology annotation, molecular function: GTP binding; GTPase activity.
AUGACGACAGUUGAGAAGAUCAAGGCCAUCGAAGAUGAGAUGGCCAGAACACAGAAGAAUAAGGCCACAGAGUACCAUUUGGGUCAACUCAAGGCCAAACUGGCCAAGCUCCGUCGUGAGCUUCUCACACCAACCGGAGGAGGUGGUGGUGGAGGUGUCGGUUUCGACGUUGCACGUACAGGUGUGGCGACUGUUGGGUUCGUGGGGUUCCCGUCCGUUGGUAAGUCGACCUUGCUGUCCAAACUGACUGGUACGCACUCUGAGGCUGCGGAGUACGAGUUCACCACGUUGACAACGGUCCCAGGUAUCAUCAAGUACAAAGGUGCCAAACUGCAACUGUUGGAUCUGCCGGGUAUCAUCGAAGGUGCUAAGGAUGGUAGAGGUCGUGGUAAGCAGGUUAUUGCGGUUGCAAGAACUUGUAACCUGAUCUUCAUUGUGUUGGACGUUAACAAACCUUUGGCACACAAGCAGAUCAUCGAGAAGGAGUUGGAGGGCUUUGGUAUUAGAGUGAACAAGGAGCCACCAAAUAUCCUCAUCAAGAAGAAGGAGAAAGGUGGGCUGAACAUCACAAACACAGUCCCACUGACCAAGCUGGAUAAAGAUGGAAUCAAAGCCGUCAUGAGUGAAUAUAAGAUCAACUCUGCGGACAUUGCAUUCAGAUGUGACGCCACUGUUGACGAUUUGAUCGACGUUCUAGAGGCCUCGCAGCGGAAGUAUAUCCCAGCUAUUUACGUCCUGAACAAGAUCGACUCAUUCUCUAUAGAAGAGUUGGAUCUUUUGAAGAGAGUGCCAAACGCCGUGCCUAUCAGUUCUGGUAAGGAGUGGAAUCUGGAUGAGCUGUUGGAAGUGAUGUGGGACAGACUCAACCUCGUGAGGGUAUACACCAAACCAAAGGGCAGAAUGCCAGACUUCUCCGAGCCUGUUGUGUUGAGAUCUGACCGUUGUACCGUCGAAGACUUCUGUAACCAGAUCCACAAGUCCUUGGUUGACGACUUUAGAAGUGCCGUCGUCUACGGGUCGAGUGUUAAGCAUGCACCACAGCACGUUGGUUUGAACCACGUUUUGGAAGACGAGGAUGUUAUCACCAUCUUGAAGAAAUGA